UCGGCCUCGACGACGAGCAGGCGCUGAUCGAGAGCUACGGUCUGCCACCCACCACGCCUGAGACGCUGGCGCACUUCAACGAGAACGACUUCAGCGGUCUGACCGAGGAAGAAAAGUCGCCGAUGGCGGCCAAGCCGCCGCGCGUGCGUCGUCUUCGCCGUCGCGUGACGCGCGUCCGACAGCGCAAGCUGCCAGAGCUGAUCUCGCUGGACCAGUCCACCGUGUGUCAGGUGUGCCACCGGGACCUGGCGCGCAUGAGCGCCCUGCAGCGCCACCUGGCGUCGGCUCACCCGGAUCGUACCGCCGCCGGCGAGGAGGCCGACGAGCGGCCGCCGCCGUCGACGGUCGACGCCAGCGCCAUCUCGGACCCACGCGACACGUGCGCCAAGGCCGCGGUUGGGGUUCCAGAGACGGGUGUGGAGGUGCCAGCGCCGGCGCCGGCGCCGGCGUUGGUAGAGACGUCGCAGUGCGGGGAUCUGAAGUGCUCAGAGUGCAGCUUCGUGGCGGCGUCCGACGAGCUGCUGCGGGACCACCAGCUGCGACCGCAUCUGCCGCACGUGGCCUGUCCGUACUGCGACCUCAAGUUCGGACAGGCGGCCGCCCUGUACCGACACGUGCGCACCGCUCACCCCGGGCUGCCCGACAAGCCGUCCCAGUGUCACCUGUGCAAAUACAGCAGCGGCCGUCCGAGCCAGGUGCGUCGCCACCUCCGGGACGUGCACGGCCAGGACGACCAGGGCCAGCCGCUGCCGCUCGACCGCCGCUGCCCGCACUGCGAGUUCACCACCUGCAGCGCGCUCAAGCUCAGGAUACACGUGCGCCGUCGGCACACGGAGGACAAGCAGUUCAAGUGCUCCGAGUGUCCUUACAGCACGAUAGAUAAGCAUGCCCUAGUCAAGCAUGUCCGUAUUAAGCACACGGACUUCAGGCCUUUUCGCUGCGAGAUAUGUGACUUCAGGACGUCGACGCUGUCGCGGAUCUCGCGCCACCGGCGCUCGCACACCAAGGAGCGGCCGCACGUGUGCGCCGCUUGCGGUCAGUCGUACGCCGACCGGCGCCGGCUGCUGGAGCACUGCCGGCGUCGGCCGUGA
Messenger RNA from Pollicipes pollicipes, 1091 nucleotides. RefSeq names its product zinc finger protein 672. The coding region runs from base 123 to 1091 and encodes 322 amino acids. NCBI's taxonomy places the organism in Eukaryota, Metazoa, Arthropoda, Thecostraca, Pollicipedomorpha, Pollicipedidae. The record is from RefSeq and is a predicted model, not a curated record. Gene Ontology annotation, biological process: regulation of transcription by RNA polymerase II. Gene Ontology annotation, molecular function: sequence-specific DNA binding; DNA-binding transcription factor activity, RNA polymerase II-specific. The transcript has 8 exons. Gene Ontology annotation, cellular component: nucleus.